This is a messenger RNA of Nasonia vitripennis (jewel wasp), 3438 nucleotides long. RefSeq names its product tailless. Gene Ontology annotation, biological process: anatomical structure development; cell differentiation; regulation of transcription by RNA polymerase II. The transcript has 7 exons. The coding region runs from base 2201 to 3280 and encodes 359 amino acids. NCBI's taxonomy places the organism in Eukaryota, Metazoa, Arthropoda, Insecta, Hymenoptera, Pteromalidae. Gene Ontology annotation, molecular function: RNA polymerase II cis-regulatory region sequence-specific DNA binding; nuclear receptor activity; zinc ion binding. The record is from RefSeq and is a predicted model, not a curated record.
CGGUGGCGCAAAGGGAUAUAUACCCGAGAAAAUCAAUUUCUCGUCGCCGAGGGUGUCCCUGAUCGUCGACUACUGGCUGCGAGUGAGCGCGCCAAGGAGGGUGUUCACGAGAUAAAAGGUUUCCUUGUUUAACAAAAUAGCGUCGCCGAGCCAUUAGCCCGACCGCUCGAGACACUUCAGCCGGAUUCUCCUACGCUCUCUAUAAGUAUCUCGCAGCUCUUGAGAGAACCGCGCGCGAUCCGCAGAACCACCGCACGAUGGAUUAUAUACGUUCCCGGCCUUUUUCCCACCGUUUCUCACAGUGCGGCACUCGGAACUUUUCCCCGUCACAAGAUUGCAUGUUUCUCAAUAGGCACUUUUGCGAUUUUCCGCAAAAUCUGCAAGACUUACGCGGUCGAAACGGCAUUUCUGUUUUUAAUUUUAAAACUCGAUGUUGCAAGAUACUUUUCUCGUAUUUUAGUGAGUACUGUUUUCAUACAUUAGCUGGCCAAACGAAAAAAGUCGAUUUUUUGUGCACUCGCAUACAGCGGCUCUAUUCUCUGCUUUUCGAGCACAUUCUUCAAUUUCGCCAACGGGACAUCUACAGGCAAGCAAAUGAGAAAACGGCUUUCAAAGAAAGUUUAUGAUUGCACUUUAAAGCCUGAAUUACUGCAAAACAAAACAAUGCCAUUCAAUUUUCGUUAAGAGAAGCUUCCAGCCUGUAAAACAGUAUAUUGCGUACCAAGAGAAUAAAGUGAGCUUUUUUAGACCGAGAGUGGAGCCCAUAUUUUUUGUAACACAAGUAUGGAUUUCCGAGUUUUUUUACUUAUUAUUGACUGUGAGACUGAUAUAACUUUUUUCAGAUGCGGCAACAAUAUUGAAACAAGUUACUUUAAUCCCGCUUAUAAUAGGCCAAAAAACGCGAAAUUCCUGUUUGUGCUACAAAAAUAAUAUAAGUAUAUAUUGUUAUGUCAGGCGCAAAAUCUGAGAACCGGAUUUCUGUAUUUAUCUACUUAUGCGUAUCCUGUCAUUUUGAAGAAAAUUUUACAAAUUUUGGAAAGGGCCUCUGUCUUCAAAAACUCAACAUAAAAUACCUUGUGCUAAUUUCGUUUUUUACCCAAUAAUUUUUCAUCGAGCAUAUUGUAAAGCUUGUCGUCGCAUUUGCAUCGCACUGAAGCUGUAUUCUUCACAUAAGUACAGCGCUUUUAGAAUGAAAAGUUUUUUUUUUCGGUUUUAUCAAUACGCUGCUUGUGGAUAUCUUGAACUUAAGUAUUAGCGGUGAAAUUAUGAAAUUAGCAAGGAAUGCGAUUGUCAUUCAAUAUCAAAGCGAGUUAUCGUAAAAACAAAAGGCUAUCCAUGAUGGAUAGUUGAAUAGAGUGGUGGACAUAGUUUUUAUAUACAAAUAUAAUCAUACAUCAGGUAUUGAUUAGAUUAGAGAAGCUCCGAUAAAAAAAUUGAUUGACCGCUCGUACAGCGGAGGUAAAAAAGUCAAGCUUAGCAACAAAUUGAUAGUGCUCUGCCGCGAGAGCAGGCGUCAGCGGGCGACCCCGAGUUGACUUUUGCGCCUCUGACCUCACCCUCUGACUUGGCUCCCGAUCUAUAUACCUGGGCUCCGGCCCAGUCUGUAUACCUAUAGACGUAGGUUUAUAGGAUCUCCGUCGAGUGGCCUGAGAGCUGCACGACUGUGUGCGCGACGUAUACCAAUGGCACGAGCCAGCUCGAGUCGCGCGGCUCCGCCCAGCGACCAAUUGGCGAGCCAGCCUCGGCACCGGGGACGGCCUCGGCUCUCUCGAGCCCGAGCCAACCCCUGCUCGACGCGAGCAACCCUUGCCUCGUGCCUGUGCGCAAAGGUUAAAAAUCUCGCCCCGUGCACGGGAACCGCGAGCUUGACCGACCGAACGCCGCACUUGUUUUGCUCGUUUCGCGGGGCCUGGACGUGUGCGACCGAUCAAGUGCUUAAUUUUUCAGCUUUCAGCGAGCCCGGACUGUUCGCUUGCUCCGCAGCCUUGGCGUCUUUCUAGUCUUCGAGCUCUUUGGAUCUAUACAUCAUAUCGGUGCUGCUUCUUUGUUCGUCUUGCGCUUUCGAAUAUGUCUGGAAUCAAGCUCAGAAUACUGUACGAUCUUUGGGCCGUCGAAAAAUAGAGCUGUUACGAGCGGAGGAUCUGGCGCUCUCAAAGUUGUUCAAAACGUCGAUAUAGUCGCAGGUAGCCAGGAAUAAAUAAUGGAGGACAGCGGUCGAGGAGAGGCCUUGUGUAAAGUAUGCGGCGACAAGGCUUCCGGAAAGCACUACGGGGUGCCGAGUUGCGACGGUUGCCGCGGAUUUUUUAAACGCUCGAUCCGCAGGUACGCGAGAAACCUGGAUUACGUCUGCAAGGAGAACAGCCAGUGCGUCGUGGACGUGUCGCGUCGGAAUCAGUGCCAAGCUUGCCGGUUCAGAAAGUGCUUGCAGGUCAACAUGAAGCGAGACGCGGUGCAGCACGAGCGAGCGCCCCGCAGCGCGACAACCUCGAUGGCGGCGAUGACGACGAUGACGACGAUGGCGACGAUGGCGGCGGCCUCGAGGAAGCCGCCCGCGGCGACGGCUCUCUACCCGCCGGCCUCGCAGCACAUCUACCAGAGCACGACGGCCGCCGGAGGGCCCUAUCACCCGCUGCUCUACCCGACGUUCUUCUCCUUCAAGCCCGCCGUGCCUGCCUUCCCGCCGGCCGUUGACACGCGCGACUUACUCCGCCUGACAACAGCUGGGCACUUCAUGCCCCGACCCGCGCCCGAGCCCCUGGAGCCCCUGUCGACUUCGGCCGGGAAGGAAGACGAGGUGACGAGUUCCGAAGAGGCUGCCGCCGCCAACGAUCGGCUGCAGUACAAAAAGGAGGAGCACGUGUCGACUCGGCUGCUGACGCCCCUGAUUUGCGCCUCGGUAUCCGACGGCCAGGCGGCAAACUUCUCCCUUCUGCCCGCGGAGAACGUUUACGAGUUCGCGGCGAAGCUCCUGUUCCUCGCAGUCAAGUGGCCCAGGAGUAUUUCUUCCUUUUUACAGCUCUCCUACAGAGACCAGGCCAUACUCCUCGAGGAAUCCUGGUGCGAGCUUUUCGUCCUGACAGCGGCGCAAUGGAACUUUCCGGUCGAGGAGUCGCAACUGAUACCGGCCCACCUGUCGCCGGACAGGAAGCAAAUCCUCAGCGACGAGGCGAGGCGUCUGCGCGAGCUGCUGGCCAGGUGCGCCAUCUUGAGAAUCGACCACUCGGAAUACGCCUGCCUCAAAGCCAUCGUUCUUUUCAAAGGCGGUGAGUGCUUAAGCUGACUGAUUAUUCCUUCCUUUUGAGACACUAGGAACAGUAGUCGUUGCAGCCAUAAACGACCUCUUCGUUUUUGGGACGGUACGGGCCUGGACAGCUUGCUUGGGGACAGCACAACGGCCCGAGCCUGUACCACUUGUCGUUCUGAAAGCCAAUUCGGAUA